Messenger RNA from Ostreococcus lucimarinus CCE9901, 792 nucleotides. RefSeq lists its product with no specific name. Gene Ontology annotation, biological process: proteolysis. The coding region runs from base 1 to 792 and encodes 263 amino acids. The transcript has a single exon. The record is from RefSeq and is a predicted model, not a curated record. Lineage: Eukaryota; Viridiplantae; Chlorophyta; Mamiellophyceae; Mamiellales; Bathycoccaceae. Gene Ontology annotation, molecular function: serine-type endopeptidase activity. Gene Ontology annotation, cellular component: membrane.
AUGUAUAACGUGCCGACGGUCGAACCGACAGUGGCGUACUUCAUCGCGUUCGCGCACUGCGCGGCGUUCGCGACGGAUUUGGCGCUGCUGCGGAGCGGGACGUCCAACGGCGGAGAUUUGUUCAUUCGUUUGGCGUUGUUCGAUAACGCCGUGGUGUACGGGAGUCAGUGGAUGCGAACAUUCACGGCGUGUUUCGUGGACUUUGGGUUGUUGCAUUUCGCGCUCGUCAACGUCGGGUUGGUGACGAUUGGAGCCGAAGCCGAAGCCUUGCUCGGCACCAGGCCGUUUCUGGCGGUGUACGCGUUGAGCGCGGCGAUGGGGGGCAUCGGCUCGAUGGCGUUCGACCCGACGACUUUGCACGUAACCUCAAGUGACGGUCUGAUGGGUGUUUUCGGUGCGUUGUUACUUUACUCGGCGCUGAACGUCGAGAACGAGUGGAACCUUCGCGGCUUCACCGUGCGAUUGCUCUAUUGCGGGUUCUUCUCGGUUGGUUUUCAAUACCUCGCGAGUGUCCCCACAGAGGAUGGCACGCACGUCGUGAACUCCGUGGGACACCUAUGGGGCUUUCUGGCCGGCGCGGCGAUGGGCUACGCCGGGCUCGCUCCCUUGUUUACCUCUGGAAAGAAAUUUUCCAAGCCGCCGGACGACGGGCGCAAAAAUCUAGAAGACGUCGGGGCGGGUCCGAGAAAGACGUUCGUCAUGCUCGGUUCGGCGUCCACCGCGCUCGUGGCUUUAUGCGUCGUCGUUUUGCUCAAGAGAACUUUAGACGUGGACCCGAGAGAUGUAUUUUAG